Sardina pilchardus (European sardine) is the source of this 2829-nucleotide messenger RNA. RefSeq lists its product as uncharacterized. NCBI's taxonomy places the organism in Eukaryota, Metazoa, Chordata, Actinopteri, Clupeiformes, Clupeidae. The record is from RefSeq and is a predicted model, not a curated record. Gene Ontology annotation, molecular function: transmembrane signaling receptor activity. Gene Ontology annotation, cellular component: plasma membrane. The transcript has 13 exons. The coding region runs from base 1 to 2448 and encodes 815 amino acids. Gene Ontology annotation, biological process: cell surface receptor signaling pathway.
AUGUAUGCUGACCAGGUAGACAAAAACCCGGACACCAGAAAAAUGCACACAGAGGACAGCAUGGGACCCCAUCAAGUGCUCCUUCUGCUUACUCCCCCUAAAGCUUACGUGGUGGUGGUGUCUCCUCAGAGGCCAUUUUACUCUGGAGAGUUAGUUACUCUUUGGUGUGAUAUAGUAGAGGACACAGCAUGGGAUCUGUAUUACUGGUACAGAGAUGAAAGCCAAGUUCCCAGGAUCAGUGAGACCAUCACCAUCAGACUCCCAGAUGAGGCAGCUUCCUCUAAAGCUACAGUGGUGGUGUUGUCUCCUAAGCCUCCUUUAUAUUCUGGAGAGAAAGUCACUCUGGAGUGUAAGAUAGCCAAGAACAUAGACUGGGGUCAGUAUUACUGGCAUAGAAACAACAGUCCAGUUCACAGAGAGUCUAAGGAGACCAUCACCAUCACCCUCCCACAAGAGGCGGCUCCCCCUACAGCUGGAGUGAUGGUGGUGUCUCCUCAGCCACCUUUCUUCUCUGGAGAGAGAGUCACUCUAAGGUGUAACAUAGUAGAGUACACAGACUGGGGUCAGUAUUUCUGGUACAGAGACAACAGCCUACUUCCCAGUCAGACCAGUGAGACCAUCACCAUCACACUCCCACAAGAGGCGGGUCAGUACCAGUGCUUUGGACAGAGGAAGGAUCGUCCUUGUGUAUCAUUUUUAAGUGAGCGUAGUCACAUUGGGUGCAAAGAGGAAAAGCCAACUCCUACAAUCAGUUCAGAAACAGACGCAACAGUGUUCACUGGAAACUCAGUUACCCUGAGAUGUGACAUGGGCAAGUCUACUGGAUGGACAUUCUACUGGUACAGAAACACACAGACCUCUGAUCCUGUGGCCCAGACUGAUGGAGACUCCUACAGCAUCAGUCCUGUUAAAGUCUCUGAUGGAGGACAGUGCUGGUGCAGAGCUGGGAGAGGAGACCCAGUCUUCUACACACAGUACAGCAAUGAGGUGUGGGUGAAGGUCAUAGAGAGUCCAAAGGCUGUUUUAACCCUUAUGUCCAACUGGUCAACCAUCUUCAGUGGAGAAACAUUGCAGCUCCAAUGUAACAUACAGGAAGAACAACAACAACAACACAAAGACUGGCAGUACAGCUGGUAUAAAAAUGGAGAUGAUCUAAACUGUAUGAGCUCCAAGCCAGAUUACACAGUCGUACGUGCCAACAAGUCCCACAGUGGGGACUACUACUGUAGAGGAAUACGCAGAGGAGAUUUACAGUCAUCGGAUACCAGCGAGGUGGUCAGAAUAACGGUUUUAGAAAAAACAAAGCCAGUUCUUCAAGGACCUCCACAGACCUGGCUGACUGAAGGAGACUCAGUGACACUGAGCUGUGAGGUUAGAGGCUCCACUACAGGCUGGAGAUUCCACUGGUACAAGACUGCCCCCUAUAGGUCUGGGUUGUCUCAAGUAGCUGGAAGUGAGGGGUAUUAUAUAGAACUCCUCUCAGACAGCAUAAAAGGAGCUGGAGGCUCCUACACUCUCAGCCCUAGUGCUCUUAGAGACACAGGGGUUUAUGUGUGCAGAGCAGAGAGAGGAGAGCCAGCCCAUCACACAGAGUUCAGCCAACCUCAGCCUCUCUGGGUCACAGGUUUGUCUCCUUCAUCCUCCUUGGUAGUCAGUCCCAACAGAAAUCAACAUUUUACAUCUGAGUCUCUGUCCCUGAGCUGUGAGGGGAGUGGGAACUCUACUGGAUGGACAUUGAGAGGUUUCUCAACAAGAAUAGCCCACACCAAAUGUCCGCCUUGUUGGACAGAAGUGAGCGUUUACUGGUGCCAGUCUGAUUCUGGAGAGCAGAGUAGUCCGGUCAACAUCACAGUGUAUGGCGGUGAUGUCAUCCUGGAGAGUCCUGCCCAUCCUGUGACCGAUGGAGAUCCUCUGACUCUGCGCUGUAGAUAUCGCAAUCAGUCAUCAAACAUCAGUGCUGACUUCUAUAAAGAUGGGACACUCCUGCAGACCUCCACCACAGGAGAGAUGACCAUCCCUGCAGUCUCAAAGUCACAUGAAGGCCUCUUUCAGUGCAGCAACCCAGAGAAAGGAGAGUCACCAGUGAGCUGGAUCACUGUAAAGGCCCCAUAUUCAGGAUCCUCUCUGCUGGUAACUGUGGGUACAAUUGUUAGGCUGGUGAUCAUAUUUGCCCUCAUCAUUAUGCUGCUUCUGCUGUAUCUCUUCAAAAAGCUGAAAGGUCUGAGUACACGGACAACACAGACAUCUCUACCUCCUUCUAGUGGUCAACAGAAGGGAAGUACAAAACAAGGGUCCAAUCAGAACGAGAGUGAGGCUGCAGGAAGUGAUGGGGCUCAGGCAGAAUAUAUACCUAUGCAAAGAGGUAAUGGAGAAGAAUAUGAGGAAAUGGCUUCUGUACAUCCAGGAGCAGAAGAUAUACCUCUCCAGGCUGAUCCCAAACAAAUGUAGGAGCUGAAUAUGUUUAAAUGCUUAUGUACAUUAUGAAACGCAAAAAAAUAUGAGUUUUGAAUGUUGUGUAAAUACUUUUUUUAAAAUUAUUGUUAACUUUGUUUUGAUCUGCUAAUGUAGGUGUUUGGAUGUACAUUAUAUCAGCUUGACUGGCAGUUUACCAUGCAGGUGGGGAUUUGCCCUUCUUCUGUUUGAGUGUAGGCUUUUUAACUGUGACUAUUUAACAAUGACAAUGUAUGGCACUCUCCAUUUAAUUCUGAUAUUGUAGUAUCAACAACAUUUUGUGUGUUAAAUUGAUGUUAAAUUGAAUAAAAAUCGAUCGGUACAACAAGGAAGUAGACGACAGCAGUUUGUCAGGAAGGCAUUUUAAUGAUCCUUUUA